GUGAGCUUUGACUUUGUAUCACAAGCUAAGAGAAGUAUCAAUCUUUCUGUUUUUAAGUUGUUUCGCAGCAAGUAAGCUGUGUACCUUGCAUCUUUGGGUACAUAUACCUGUUAAUAAGUACUCCAAAGUACUUUCAUUUCUGGAGUCAUUGACACCCACACCAUCAGCUUGCAAACACCAAUGCCCGCCCUAAUGUCAGAAGAAAAGAGCGCUGCUACCACUUCAACCACUUCGAGACAACGACCGGGGUCAGCAUGCGAAGAGUGUCGGCGAAGGAAACUAAGAUGCGACAGACAACCACAAUGUGGUAACUGCAUUGACGCCGGGGUCGUGUGUACCACCACAACUGUCCGACCUGCAAGAGGACCAAAGAAAGGACAUCUCAAAGCAUUGAAAGGAAGAAUAGCAACACUUGAGCGAUGUAUUAUGGAACAGCAAGGCGGUAUUGCUUUACCACUCAGUGACGAGUCACUGUCCCCGGAUAACACGCAACCCUGCAGUCCGGAUGGCGAAAAUAUAGACAAGUCGCUUGAAAGGAGAACAUCACUUGCAUCCAUAUCAUCGUCCAUUCAAGUCCCAUAUGUUAUUCCAGAGCUUGUGAAAGCUGACUUGGAUCAAUUAUAUUUCGAAAGAGUCCAUCCUCUAAUUCCUGUGAUACAGCGAGCUCGAUAUUUUACAUGGGCUAAGGGUGCUUCUAAAUCAGAUUCACGAAUUGCUUUACAAUAUGCCAUGUGGACAUUGGCAGCCUCUUUGUCGACACAUUGCCAAAGCAUCCGCGACUCUCUAUACGCUCACACCAAAAGGAUGCUCGAGAUCAUUGAGUCCAAGGAUAAUGAGAUGGACUUUUUUGACAUAGAGCAAGCUCAAGCAUGGCUGCUACUAGCCAUAUACCAAUUCAUGCGAAGUACUUAUCGAAAAGGUUGGCUUAGCGCUGGCCGCUUAUUCCGAUUGAUUCAGAUGAUGCGGCUAUAUGAGAUUGAUAGUCCAGGCGAGUUAGCUAACCAACUAAUGGAACCGGACUGGGUGGAAGUGGAGGAGAAAAGGCGGACGUUCUGGAUGGCGUACACCCUGGAUAGGUUCGCUAACAUUCGCAAAGGCUGGCCCAUUACACUAACGGAGCAUGUCUUGACUCGGCUUCCCAUGCCAGAGACUGAAUUUCAGAGCGGACAGCCCGUCAACAUGGGAUUUCUUUCAGAUGCGCUUUCUGGCAGUGACCUCAUGACCACUCCGCAAUCAUCCUUUUCGGAAUGCAUAAUGCUUGCUACCAUAUGCGGUCGCAGCUUGUCUCACCGACACCUAUCUAUGGUAGAUGGUGUAUAUGGAAGCAAUCCACAAGAAUUUUGGAGUCGACACGAAUGGAUUGACUCAGCUCUUGUGGCCAGAAUUUCCAUGUUGUCCUUGUCCUACCCUUUUCAGGCAGAGCAUAUGGAUCCGAUGCUUCUGUUCACCAAGAUGAUUGCACAAACGACAAUACUGUAUCUUCACAAGAUAAUUGAGUCUACAACAUGGGACUCGCCUGAAUACCACAGCUUUAUACUGGAAUAUGAGCAACGGUCCCGGAUGGCGGCAAAAGAAACGGUCGAACUUGCCAAGGAGCUGACACAGCUCAGUUACUUCAAGGUCCACCCCUUUACACCAAUCCCUCUCUGCAUUUGCGCCGAGUUUUUAAACUCUAGGGAUAGAGACGUCGAUCCAACCGUCAACGCGCAACUACAGGAGAUACUCAAUGCACUUCAAUAUUUAAAGAACGUUAACACUCUCGCAAACGAAAACCCUACACUACAUUUUUGGAUUGACUUGAAACAUGGAUAAUUUUGUUGUGGAUACUUCUAUCAAGGCUCAGGAUGUUCUUUUUAUGGAUGUAUGGUCUCAAGUUAUAUAGGACGAUAGUCCGCAAGGACAAGGCGAUGGGGCACCAGGCAAUCUACUACCUCAUUA
Molecule: messenger RNA, 1938 nt
Organism: Talaromyces stipitatus ATCC 10500
Lineage: Eukaryota; Fungi; Ascomycota; Eurotiomycetes; Eurotiales; Trichocomaceae
Exons: 4
Coding region: 181-1812 (543 amino acids)
Biological process (GO): regulation of DNA-templated transcription; DNA-templated transcription
Cellular component (GO): nucleus
Molecular function (GO): DNA-binding transcription factor activity, RNA polymerase II-specific; DNA binding; zinc ion binding
Source: RefSeq, a predicted model, not a curated record